This is a messenger RNA of Cucumis melo (muskmelon), 1789 nucleotides long. RefSeq lists its product as uncharacterized. The record is from RefSeq and is a predicted model, not a curated record. Lineage: Eukaryota; Viridiplantae; Streptophyta; Magnoliopsida; Cucurbitales; Cucurbitaceae. Bases 23 to 1513 code for a protein of 496 amino acids. The transcript is spliced from 2 exons.
GAUAAUAAACUUGCAUGUUGCGAUGGCCUCUUGUAGCUUUCCUGAUGUUUAUUCCUGGAUACAGAACCUACCACCACUUUCUCAAUGGAAAACUACAUCCAUUUCUACAUCCAUAUGCUCUUCAUCCACAACCAAUUCCUCUCUCAUAAUCGUUGCUGCAAAGAACAUUCAUUCCCCAACCAUUACUUUCUCGGUUACUGCAGAUCUCAACUUUCCUAUCUCCCUUUGGACAUCAAAACCCUUGACAGUCGACACCCUAUCCUCGAGUUUAUUAAACAAAGAAUGUAUGUCAAGUCUCUUGCUUAAUUGUGUUCAUGAUGUUCUUUAUUAUGGCUCAAACCAGAGACAAAAUUCUAGCCAUAACUUUCCUAAACUCGACAUCACUUCUAACUCAAAAGAAAUCUUCAAUCUCGCAUUUCUUACCCUCAUAUUCCUAAUCUGCAUCUACGAAGCUCCAAUAGAUCUCCGUUCAAAUUGUCUUAUGGCUCUCAAGUAUCAUUUGGCAAAUUCCACGUCAAGGCAGAUAUCAAAGGUGCUUAUGAAAUUGUUGGGCUCUACUUUAGAACAACAAUGGGUGAGAUCCUUAAACCUUGCACUCACCAACUGGAUAUCGGAGCUCAAGGCCAGUGGUCGUACUUUAAAAACACCCUCACCUAUGUUUUCUUAUUCAUUUUCAACAUACGGACUGUGGAAAGUUCAACUAUAUUGUCCUAUCAUUGCAAUGGAUAAUAUUGAGAACUCCAGCAAUCCUUCAAGUGAUGAAAGAUUGCAGUUCUCUUUAAAUUAUCACCAGCUAGAAGGGGUUUUACAGUUCAAUUACAAGGCUGUGGUUAGAGAAAAGUGGAUUGAUAUGAGGGUGCACGUUGAUAACAUCAGGUGUGACAUCGUCCGGCUUGUGAAUGAGACUCUCUUAUCUGAGCGAGGAGUUGGUGGAUCAGAAAAACAUUUUCCAUCACGAAUUUCACUACAACUCACUCCAACUUUCCACACGAACAUAAUGAGUGUGUCAGUAAGCAAGUCCUCAAGUAACCCCCAUAUCGAGAUCGGAACUGAAAAAACCUUUGAGGCUGGUUUUGAAUCUGCACCAUACCCAGGCCUCAAAUUAGCAGUAGGGGAGACUGUAACAGUGAGCUUGAAGCCAUGGAAAUUUGAGCAGUUAGUUCAUGGUAAUGCUGCAACCCUUAAUUGGUACCUCCACGACAGUUCGGAUGGAAAAGAGGUGGCCUCCACCAAGCCAUCAAAACUUGCACUCAUAAACCCUAAAGCUUGGUUUCGAGACCGUUACUCAAGCGCUACAAGACCUUUCAACAGACAGGGAGGGGUCAUAUUCGCAGGAGAUGAGUAUGGAGACAGUGUGUGGUGGAAGAUUGACGGAACGGCAAGAGGGAAAACUAUGGAGUGGGAAAUUAGAGGUUGGAUCUGGGUAACGUAUUGGCCAAACAAACACAAGACAUUUUACACCGAAACCAAGAGGCUGGAAUUCAAAGAGAUUCUCCAGCUUUCAAUUCCUUAGCUCAUAAGAAAUCAUUAGAGAUGGAUGGAGACCAAUUUUCUGAGAUCUCUUUCCGACUUAUUCAUGUUCUUCGUUUGUAACAAACAAGACAUAUCUCUACUUUUAAACGUGUUGCCAAUUACACUUGUCUAAAUAUGGGAAUUUCAUCGUCAGUAAAAGUUUGCAUAGGUUAUUUGAUAAUUGUAUUAAAUCGUGUUUAAACUUUCAAGAGUGGGAACAAAAGGAAGACCCCUUUCCAAGUAGUUACAAAAAUGUUCUCCAAUUUGGUGGCCUUUC